Prunus armeniaca (apricot) is the source of this 222-nucleotide messenger RNA. The record is from the annotation of a GenBank genome assembly. Lineage: Eukaryota; Viridiplantae; Streptophyta; Magnoliopsida; Rosales; Rosaceae.
AUGGGUUCCGUCACGAGACGUCAUCAUUUUGACGCGGAGGACUCUUUGACAGGAAUGGAUUUAGGAAACGUGUCUAUCCAAAUUGUCGCAUCUCAAUAUCCUAUGGAAGGAAAUGGAGGAGCUGAAAAUAUUGAAUCCGAUGAGAUGAAAUUGUCAGAGGAAGUUGAUGGACAAGUUACAAGGGAAUGGAAGAGUUGUGAGUCCGACCAAGGAGGGUCGUGA